This is a messenger RNA of Podarcis muralis (Common wall lizard), 1126 nucleotides long. RefSeq names its product arylacetamide deacetylase-like 4. Gene Ontology annotation, cellular component: membrane. The record is from RefSeq and is a predicted model, not a curated record. Gene Ontology annotation, molecular function: carboxylic ester hydrolase activity. NCBI's taxonomy places the organism in Eukaryota, Metazoa, Chordata, Lepidosauria, Squamata, Lacertidae.
AUGCGAGCCUUUGAAAGAACAUGCUGCUAUAUUGCCCACCAAAGUGAGUCAGUGGUUGUGAAUGUCAAUUUCCGGUUAGCUCCUGAGCAUCUGUAUCCAACUCCGGCACUGGACUGCCGUACUGCUGCAAUCCACUUUUUGAAGCAUGCAAAGGAAUACGGAGUGGACCCCAACCGAAUUGCCAUUGGAGGGGACAGUGGCGGGGGCACGAUUGCUGCAGCUGUCUGUCAACAACUAGUGGCAAGGAAGGAUCUCCCAAGAGUGCGAGCUCAGUUCCUGGUCUACCCUUUCCUCCAAGCAGUGGACUUCAAUUUGCCUUCCUAUCAGCAAAACCGUUCCAUUCCUCUGUUGUUCAGGAAACGAGCUGUCAAACACGGUUUCAAGUAUCUCACAGGGAAGAUGAUCAAUGUAGACGGAAUCAUAAAGGGCGCCCAUGUCUCUGCAGAUAUAUGGCUGAAGCACCGGAAAUGGAUUAGUGCUGACAACAUCCCAGAAGAGUUUAAGGGCAGGGGCUAUGUCCCGGCAGUACCUCCUCCAUUUUCUGAAAAGCUUCAUGAACUCUGCAAACGAGGUUUUGAGACAAUGUUUUCCCCCCUCUUAGCGGAGGAUAACAUCAUCUGCCAGCUCCCUGAGACUUUCAUUUUAACCUUUGAGUAUGAUCUUAUCCGGGACGACGGACUGUUAUACAAGAAACGUCUAGAGGACAAUGGUGUGCCGGUGACAUGGCAUCAUCUUCAGGAUGGUUUCCAUGGAAUAACUGUAUCUUUUGGCCUGGGGCCAUUUGAAUUUCCAGCUGCAAGGAAAUGUUUGCAGCAUGUAGCAGAUUUCUUAAAAGGUAUAUAGAAAUAAAUGGCCCGUUUUGUCCUGCGCUGGUAGUCUUCCCCUUCUGUGCAGGCAUAUUCUUUUUCAUGCCCUGCUCUCCCAAUCAUAACAUUAAAAAACCUGAAAGUCAGAUCAAAUGUUUGGCACAGUCUAAUUUAUCAAAGUCAAUGUGCUGGACAUAAGAAAAGCCUUCAGAUUCAGGCCAAUGGCCACACCUAGUCUAGCAUACUGUUCUCACAAUGACCAGGUAGAUGCUGUCAAGAGUCCAGGUUCCCAGCUUGAUAACACAGUAAGUGUAGGUAAU